This is a messenger RNA of Phytophthora sojae, 1215 nucleotides long. RefSeq lists its product as hypothetical. The coding region runs from base 1 to 1215 and encodes 404 amino acids. The record is from RefSeq and is a predicted model, not a curated record. The transcript has a single exon. Gene Ontology annotation, molecular function: DNA binding. NCBI's taxonomy places the organism in Eukaryota, Oomycota, Peronosporomycetes, Peronosporales, Peronosporaceae.
AUGCCUGCAACACACUUCGCGAUACUCACGUCGGCGAUUGCCAUGAGCUCCCAACCGUCCGCACCUCCUGUGCAGAGGUGGCCGCCGGAUCCAGCUCACGACGCUCCAUCCGUCCAUGGUCAGAGUAUUCAGUCAUCCGCUCCACACUUCGCGAUACUCACAUCGGCGAUUGCCAUGAGCUCCCCUCCAUCCGCACCUCCUGCGCCAAGGCCGCCGCCGGAUCUAGCUCACGACGCUCCACCCGUACAUGGCCAGAGUCUUCGACCUCGCGAUGAGCGCCGAGCGCUCGGUUCAGCCCCGCCAAGCUUUCUCAAGAGCAAGAAAGAGUCCUACCAAGCAUACUUGAUGCCACGCGCUGCGUAUAACACGAACCAACCGGCGGCAGUUUACGCAUCGAGUCCACCCCUUCGCGAUCGGCUUGUGUUCGACGACGAAGCCUUGCUUGCGGAGGCGGCAUCGCCCCCUCACGGGUAUGCUACACCUGCAAAGUCACCCGGCACCCGUUUUCGGCGGGCUACGCCCACCGGUGGACCUCCAUCAAGUUGCGAGUCAGUGGUUACGAGAAGUGCUUCACGCAAGCGACUUGCUGCUAGCAUGGAGAGAGAGCAUGGCGGGGCUACAUCUGGCGAUCGAUCUGCAACUCGUGAAAGUGCUCAGCGGAAACGAGCCACUCAAACCAACAGUUGUCGUCGCGGGCUAUCGCCACACCGGGGCCACCGCGAAUGCGAUGGCAUGACGUCUCCCGUAGGCGAGCAGCAAACGAGCACUCCAUCGAAGACACACCAGAGGUCAAACAAUGAGAAAGGCAAGCGGACGUCUCGAAAGAAGAAGCAGCAGCAGCAGCGAGAUGACGCGCAGCUCGAUCGCAGGACUGCUCCAUCUGGGGUUGAAACUGGGUCCGUUGUUCCGAAUGCUAGUUCGGUACUUCCACUAACCUCAGCACCUGUACUUUUUGAGAUGUACAAAAAGCGCAAACCCCAGAAUUGGCAGUUUAUCCAGCUCGUUUGCAAAGAUGAAUUUCGGGGAAUGAACAAGCAACAUCUCCGGUCCGAACACGCUCGCUGUGCGUAUUGCACCAGGUGCAACAAGGAAAUCAAGUUUGAGAAAUCCUGCACCACUUACGUCUCGAAGCACAUGGCCAAGGUGCAUCCCAAAGAUCUCAAGCAAGCGGUUGAAGCCAUCGAAGCCCAAAAACGGGACCAAACGCAGACCUAG